AUGGAUGAGUAUCACCAGAAUAUGAUCAGAACUUACCCCGGAGAAGCUCUUCUUCUCCCCAACUACGCUAAAUUCUUGAAAGAGGUGCGAGGCGAUCUUUUGAAAAAAGCGGAAGAGUAUUGCCGGAAAGCGGCGUUCGUACGGCCGGACGACGGGGAAGUUCUGUCGACGUAUGGAGAUUUAAUCUGGGUUAACCACGGCGACGAAGCUCUUGCUCAAACUUAUUUUGAUCGUGCUGUUAAGGCUUCUCCAAAUAACUGCCAUGUCCUUGCAUCGUAUGCUCGAUACCUAUGGACUGCUGAGAAAGAUGACGAUUAA
Molecule: messenger RNA, 318 nt
Organism: Hibiscus syriacus
Lineage: Eukaryota; Viridiplantae; Streptophyta; Magnoliopsida; Malvales; Malvaceae
Exons: 2
Coding region: 1-318 (105 amino acids)
Molecular function (GO): protein binding
Source: RefSeq, a predicted model, not a curated record